AUAAAUCUACUUACAGCUCCUUCAAGCUAUUCUUAGCUUCCCGUGAUGAUGCCUAGAGGAACAAUACAUGUGAACACCAUCCCACGUGACGAAAUCACAAAAGAUACCACAUCCAAGACACUCUAUCAGCAGGCAACAGAUCCGCACGAGGAUAUAUUAAAAGGUCCCUCACGGCACCCUCACACUUCCUUAUGACUUACAACAGUGGCAACAAUAAAAACACCCAUAUAACGACGAAAAUGCUACUCUCACAUCAUCUCUCUCUUCUUUUCUUGCCAACUUUCUCGAAAAUGCCAUCCUACUUCCUACCAUACCCAAAGAAUAAACAACACCACAGACCACCUCCCCUAGCAACCUUGAACCCUUAUCCUCAUCCGCACCCAGAUCCUCCUUCCAGCCCUCCCUCGCCCUUGAACCUUUCUUCCUCACUUCCCUCUCCUACGUCUUCUUCAGGCUCCUCGACCAUAAAACCUCGCAAAAAGCCUUCCAAACAUGUGCAUUGGAAACAAGAUUAUCACCCUAGUGUGUUGGAGUUGAAGAUUGUGUGUGGAGAUCCUGAGGAUUCGAGUUUGGUGGUUGUGUUUGGGUUGAGGUUUAGGGAGGGGAGGAGACCAAAGGUUAGGUUUAGUGUUAGGAGAGGGCAUGGGAGGACUAGGGAGUUGGGGGAUAGGGUGAUGGAAGGUGCGGAUGAGGGGAAAGGUGGUAGAGAUGGCGUGGCAGAGGAUGAGAAAAGGCAUGAUGAAGAUCAAGAAGAGAUCAGGGAAAAAAGAGGAAGGAAGAGAAGACGAGAACACAGAAGCUCGAGUUGAGUCGAUGUGUGUCCGAGAAACAGGUAAGCAUUAAG
Messenger RNA from Aureobasidium subglaciale EXF-2481, 844 nucleotides. RefSeq lists its product as uncharacterized. The transcript has a single exon. The record is from RefSeq and is a predicted model, not a curated record. Lineage: Eukaryota; Fungi; Ascomycota; Dothideomycetes; Dothideales; Saccotheciaceae. Bases 192 to 809 code for a protein of 205 amino acids.